AUGUGGGGUAUGGAUAUUGUUGGCCCGAUAUCCCCAUCCUCUUUCAAGGGACAUCGCUUCAUAUUAGCGAUAACUGAUUACUUCUCUAAAUGGGCCAAAACGAUUCCAUUGAAAGAAGUCAAGAUAAGUGAUAUGGUUAAAUUCAUAAAACACCACAUCAUAUACAUGUAUGAUAUUCCGAGACGUAUCAUCCACGACAACAGACCCCAGUUCGUUAGCCUAGCCUUCACUCAGUUCUGCGAUAAAUUCAGGAUCAGGAAUUUGGCCUCAACAGCUUACAACCCUGCUGCUAAUGGGCAAACAGAAGCUUUCAACAAGACCAUUGUCAAGAUUCUCACUAAGGUGGUCUCGACAAACAAAAGAGAUUGGAAUGAGAAGUUGGGUCAAAGCUUGUGGGCUUAUUGUACAAUGGUUCGUACACCGACAGGUGCAACACCAUACUCUCUGGAUACAGAUGUGAAGUCAUAUUACCACUAA
Molecule: messenger RNA, 477 nt
Organism: Asparagus officinalis (garden asparagus)
Lineage: Eukaryota; Viridiplantae; Streptophyta; Magnoliopsida; Asparagales; Asparagaceae
Exons: 1
Coding region: 1-477 (158 amino acids)
Biological process (GO): DNA integration
Molecular function (GO): nucleic acid binding
Source: RefSeq, a predicted model, not a curated record